Molecule: messenger RNA, 1236 nt
Organism: Penicillium cosmopolitanum
Lineage: Eukaryota; Fungi; Ascomycota; Eurotiomycetes; Eurotiales; Aspergillaceae
Product: DMT family transporter
Exons: 7
Coding region: 1-1236 (411 amino acids)
Biological process (GO): regulation of peptide transport
Cellular component (GO): membrane
Source: RefSeq, a predicted model, not a curated record
AUGGCAUCCUCCCGCGACUCUCGAGAGCCGCAGACGGCCGGGUUUGCGAGGCAUACAGUGGGAAUGGGCCUGCUCUUGGUGGUGGUGGUACUUUGGACAGCCUCGAAUUUCCUCGGUAGUACAAUCUUUGCCGACAAUACAUACCCAAAGCCUUUCUUCGUCACCUACAUUAACACCUCGCUGUUCAUAUUGCCACUAUUUACCAUUCUGCUCGGUCGAACAUGGACGCUAUGGCGCUCCAAAGAGACUGUCGCAAACUUCGAGGAUCCCAAGUCCGAGGAGCAAAGUAUCCUGCGUGGGGGAUCAUUCGACAAUGAAUCGCGCGUGCAUGAUGUCGAAAACCCGUUGUAUGCAAGCGCGGCGAACGCUGACCAGAGUGCGAAGCUGGGGCUGCGAGCAACAGCAAAGCUCAGUCUUGAGUUCUGUCUCCUAUGGUUUAUCGCAAACUACUUUGCUAUGGCAUGUCUCCAGUUCACAACAGUGGGUAGCACGACUAUCUUAACGUCUACUAGUGGUGUUUGGACCUUGAUCUUCGGAGCCGUGAUUGGAGUUGAGAAAUUCACACCCCGCAAGCUCCUUGGUGUUGUCGCAUCCCUCAUCGGCAUCAUUCUGAUUUCCCGCGUGGACCUGUCCAACCAGGACGCCGACACGACUCCGGCUGCUAUCAGUGGCCGGGAUGGAUCAUUCCCGCACAAGACGUCCGGGGAAAUUGCCCUAGGCGACGCAAUGGCGGCAUUCAGCUCCAUCAUGUACGGAGUCUAUACGAUCGUAAUGAAGAAGCAAGUAGGCGACGAGUCACGCGUGAACAUGCAGCUCUUCUUUGGGCUGGUGGGUCUAUUCAAUCUCGUGCUUUUGUGGCCUGGAUUCUUCAUCCUCCAUUGGCUGGGAAUUGAAACGUUCGAACUGCCUAGCACAGACCGGGUGUGGACGAUUAUUCUAGUCAACUCAUUAUCCUCUUUCAUCUCUGACAUUGCGUGGGCAUACGCGAUGCUCCUGACCACCCCUCUUGUUGUGACGGUCGGUCUAAGUUUAACGAUCCCGCUGUCCCUGGUCGGUCAGAUCUUUCUACAGGAACAGUAUGCGUCCCCAUUAUAUUGGUUUGGCGCAGCUAUUGUAUUUUUGUCAUUUUUGGUCGUCAACCACGAGAGUAAGGUCGAAGAAGAGAGCGCUAGCCCCGUUCGACAUAGAGUUUCCUCUGGCGAAUAUGAGAGCAUUCCUCGCGAUGAAGUCCGUUAG